AUCUUGAAACAAAACAAAAAAAUGGCAGAACUUAUCGAACUUGAAAAGCUUUUGCUUAAGAUCGAAACGACAUCAAAAAUAAAUGUCAAAAAAUUAUUGAAUAUAUGGAUUGAAAUCUUUCCACUUGAAGUUUGUAAGGAACAUUUACGUAAAUUGGUAAGGCACGCAGAGUCAUUUUAUACAGAAUUGGUUUCGGAAUCUGAAGAAAAGAAAGUAUUUAUUGAAAGAGAGAUAAAUGAUUUAAAAGACGAAGCUAAAAAUUUACAUCGCUUGCUCAAUAUAGAGGCAGAAUUACCAUGCACCGAUCCAGAUAUUCCAUUAUUAAUGCAACAAUCUGAUUUGGAUAAAAGUUUACAGGACUUGCGUGAGUCUUUGCGUCAGAAGCGUGAAGACAUUCGAGAGAUGUUGCUACAACAAAGGGCACUUUGCGAAGAACUUGGUGUAGAAGCCCAACCAUUGCUGGAAGAUCCAUUACCAACGGAAAAUGAAAUAAAUGAUUUUCGCAAGCAUUUAAAUGAAUUAGAUACUAUUCGCAUGAGUCGCUUAAAUGAUGUAUCUAACUUACGUAAAGAAAUAAAAGAUUAUUUACAAAUACUGCAAUUGGAAGUUAAUACCGACAAUGAAAAUAAACUUUUAAAUCAUCAUCAAAUAAAACUUGAUGAAGAGACAUUUAAUGGAUUGCAAUAUAUGCAUAAACGUUACGGUGCGAAGGUGCAAGAGGUACGUGAGGGUAUAGAUAACAUGCGACAGAGCUUAGAAAAAUUAUGGAAUCUCUUAAAUAUAACUACGAAUACACGUAAUAAAUUUAUACACUUAAAUGACUACACACAAGUUGCAUUUGAUAUUUACUACAAGGAAAUACAGAGAUGCGAAGCGCUCAAACGUCAAAACAUCAAAUUUUAUAUACAACAAUUACGUGAGCAAAUAACGCAAUGGUGGGACAAAACGCUUAAGUCGGAAGUAGAACGAAAUCGUUUCUCUAACUUUAACAAUAAUUACUAUACAGAUGAUUUACUGGUCUUGCACGAACUGGAACUCGAUGAUCUACAAACAUACUAUGAAACUAAUCAAGAGAUUUUUGAACUAUUCGAAAGUCGAAAGAUACUUUGGGAACGUAUGAUGGCAUUAGAGAAUAAAGCUACAGAACCGGGUCGUUAUAAUAACCGUGGUGGACAACUUUUGAAAGAAGAAAAGGAGCGAAAAACUAUUACGACCAAAUUACCAAUUAUUGAACGAAAAAUUACAGAAUUGGUUAAAAUAUACAAAGUACGGGAGCAUAAACCAUUUACUGUUUAUGGUGAAAAUAUUGUAGAUUAUAUGAGUAAUGAAUGGGCUCAGAAACGUCAAGCAAAGGAACAACGUACAAAUACUCGAAAGAAUAUGCAAGUAAAAUCGCAAACACGUGCAAUAUCUAGUAAAAGCAACUCAGUAAUAUCCACGUUGAACUCACCUUUAAUAACAAAUUCAGCAAGGAAAGUAUCUUCAUCGCUUAAGCGUAAACUGCCAACAAUAAAUAACAACGGACUAACUGUUAAGCGUUGUUUAAUGGAAUCUUUGAAUAGUCCAAAUAUUUGCAAAAGUCGUCCAUCAAUUGGUGUGUCUUCAAGAAAAAUGUUAGGGGUUAAUAAUCUGACACACCUCAGUGGUUCGAAUAAAAAACACAAUACUUUGAAGAAAUCUCCCAAAACAUCAUCAAUAGCAACAAGCAAAACCACAGUUAUAUUCACUGACCAGGCAAAUGGUAAUUCUUCAAAAAAUUUUGAGAAGAACAAUAAGUCAACAGAUCACUCCUUUAUGUUUAACACCAGCUCCGGACCAGUUAUAUCGGAAGCUAUUGGAAAGACGCAGCCAACCGAAUCGGAGAGACUACUGACGUUACCUAAUCCACGUAAUUUGACAUACUUUCUUCACACAAAACCUUAAUAUAAAUUAAUU
This is a messenger RNA of Teleopsis dalmanni, 1935 nucleotides long. RefSeq names its product protein regulator of cytokinesis 1-like. Gene Ontology annotation, biological process: mitotic spindle midzone assembly; microtubule cytoskeleton organization. The record is from RefSeq and is a predicted model, not a curated record. Bases 22 to 1923 code for a protein of 633 amino acids. Gene Ontology annotation, cellular component: spindle; cytoplasm; mitotic spindle midzone. Gene Ontology annotation, molecular function: microtubule binding. The transcript has a single exon. Lineage: Eukaryota; Metazoa; Arthropoda; Insecta; Diptera; Diopsidae.